Messenger RNA from Gopherus evgoodei (Goodes thornscrub tortoise), 2041 nucleotides. It is a transcript of the gene PPIL6, whose product is annotated as peptidylprolyl isomerase like 6. Gene Ontology annotation, molecular function: peptidyl-prolyl cis-trans isomerase activity. NCBI's taxonomy places the organism in Eukaryota, Metazoa, Chordata, Testudines, Testudinidae. Gene Ontology annotation, biological process: protein peptidyl-prolyl isomerization. The record is from RefSeq and is a predicted model, not a curated record.
CUCCUUAAACCCUUGCAUGCUGGUCUUACGCCAGCCCUGCCUGCUCCUGCACAGCUGGGCUCAAUCCUCAGUCAGUGCUUGCCUCUCAAGCCUGUCUCUCCUCAGGUGUGGUUCAAAGGGAGUAAGAAAUUUGAUAGGCCACAUCAACCCUUUCUAGGCCAGUGUGGGAUGAACACACCAUCACAGAAGCACUUAGAUACUUAAGACAGGUAAAUUUCCUUGUGUGACUUCUAAAAGAAGAUUUGAAUUUAACAGUCCAAAGAGUGAAAGGCGGGUGCACAUAUCUGUAUAGCCACCUAACCUCCAUAAGUCGGUCUAUUUUAAUUAUGGGUAGAGGUUUUAGUGGGAGGUGUGUCUCUCAGGGGAAGAAAAAGUAAACAUUCUAUUGCUAUUAAUUUGUCUUUAUUUACUUUUUCAUUUUUUUUUGUCUGUUGUACUAUUUUUUUUUUUUAAUUUCAUUUGCUGAUUGACUAUCCUAGCUGUCUAUGUGUUGUGUACCCCAGUCACUUUGGCACAUUUGAAAACUUCACCCAAGGAGACCACUAUAGGAUGCAGUUAAAGAUCUAGCACUGUUAAUAAAAUGCCCAGUGAAAGUGGCACUCUCAUAAACAAUCCCUCUUCCCUGCACAGCACUAGGAUAUGUAUAACGUAUGUGCAGGCAGAGUUUCUAUCAGCAAGACUUGUAGUACAACUUGAAGCUGCAGAGCACUAGUCCUGUGAUUGGAGUUGCUAUGGUGAGCAGAAUUCUGUUUACACUUCCUCCUCCAGCUGACCCAGAGCAAGGCUGGGCAGCCAGCAGAGGAGCAGCAACCAAAGGAGGAAAAACCAGGAGACUGUGUGCAGUGGGGUGAGGGUGCCAUGGGUCCCUUGCAAUUGCAGCAGUUGGUGGUGGUUGGGCUUCUCAAGGAGCCUGUGUUCCACAUGGCAAAGUGUACAGCAGAGGCUCUGAGGCUGAAUUUUCCGAACAAGAUUGCAGAACCUGUAGUGCUUCCUCUGUUAGAAUUUGCAUGGCAUGAAUAUUUACAGGAGAAAAAAAAGGAACUGAAAGGUGAAACCUGGGAGUAUCCCUCCAGCGUGAUGUGUUUUAUUGAUGGCCAAUUGCUGGGAAGUGAACAAGAACUGCUCACGUGGGCUUAUGACAAGUGGAACUACCAAGAUUUUAAACCUGUGGCACUUUACCAAGCUAUUACUGAGGAUUUUUGCACCAAACAUAUGCAAAACAGCAAGCAUAUGUUUGUGUACUUGGACAUAGCUAUUCAGGAGCAGCCCACAGGCACGUUGUUAUUUGAGCUCUAUUCUGAUAUGUGCCCCAAAACCUGUGCGAAUUUUCGUUCUUUGUGUACAGGAGAAGCAGGGACCUCUCGCAGUGGUAUGGAGCUUACUUAUAAAGAAUCAGUUUUUCAUCGAUUAGUAAAAAAUGGCUGGAUACAAGGAGGAGACAUAGCAGCUGGAAGAGGAGACGGUGGUGAGUCAAUUUAUGGACCCACUUUUGAAGAUGAAAACUCCAUUCCUCACAACAAAAGAGGGAUUCUUGGGAUGGCCAACAAGGGACGUCACAGCAAUGGUUCACAGUUUUACAUCACACUACAGCCAGCUCCCUAUAUGGAUAAAAAUAUGUGGCUUUGGCUGAUUGAAGGAACAGAAGUUCUUCAGAAACUAGAAGAUGUUUCUACGUACAAUGAAAGGCCUGUAGUAGAAUGUAAAAUUAUUAACUGCGGUGUUUUUGUGCCUUGAUUACAGCCAAUUUCCAUUCCUACUGUAAUGUGUAAAAAUGCAUGUUUCUGACCAGCCUUUUAUAGAUUUUGUAGGCUUUUUAAAUCUAAAAUAGCAUUUUUAUACAUCUAAACUUUAGCUUGAUAUUUUUUCUAGUCUAACCAUGUUCAUGGCUUGUUCACAUACAUUCUUACAUGAAUAUACUAAUGGGCUUGGGAAUUUAACUUCAUGCCAUUAUAUAGCUAUACAAAUUAUUGUAUAAAUAUGGAUGUCCAACGAGAGAUUACAUUACUGUAGGCUGCACUAUAAAUAAUCCUAUUAAGUAGAA